Lepidothrix coronata (blue-crowned manakin) is the source of this 4118-nucleotide messenger RNA. RefSeq names its product family with sequence similarity 65 member C (gene RIPOR3). The coding region runs from base 396 to 3221 and encodes 941 amino acids. The transcript has 25 exons. NCBI's taxonomy places the organism in Eukaryota, Metazoa, Chordata, Aves, Passeriformes, Pipridae. The record is from RefSeq and is a predicted model, not a curated record.
CAGUGCUCCCACAGCCCUGGGAAGCUCCACAGCCUCGGGGCCGGGAGCCCCUGGGCAGGUGACCUGAAGACACCAAACCCCUCAGACAUCUGGGGUUGGGGAUGGACUGGAUGAUCUCCGGAGACAUUUUUGCCUUUUAUUCUGGAUGGGAAUGGUGACUUUCAUCUGGCUCCAACAUCAGACCUUCAAAGGAGGCUGUGCUGCAGGUACACCAGCUCUUGUGUCCAUGGUGGAUCACCACUGCCAUUUCCAGUGCUCCAGGCCCCAGCCAGUUUCAAGAUGAGGAUUGCCUGGAAGGUGUCUAGAAAGCCAGCAGAAGGCAGCCCAUUCCCGAGGAACAGUACCUGCCUGCAGAAGCGAGAAGGAGAAGCCAACAGACUCCCUGACUGGGAACCAUGUCGGUCAAACUCACCUUUGUGUCCCCUGGUGAUGGGGGUGGGAUCAGCAGGAGCUGCUCCUUCACUGGGUUCAGCACUGUGCAAAGCAGAAAACUGGCCAAGUCUCUCAGCAGAAGCUCAGUGAGAUCAAGGAUGUCUCUGAAACCCCCCAAGGCUUAUAAUUCCCUGCAGAAGGGGGCACUGAUCUGGGAUCCAAAGCCACUGCAGGUGAAGAAAAUUUUUGAAGCUUUGAAGAAAGGACUUAAUGAAUACCUGGAAGCACAUCAGGCUGAAUUAGAUUAUCUCUCUGGUCGACACAAAGACACAAAAAGGAACUCCAGAUUGGCUUUCUACUAUGACCUGGACAAGCAAAUCCGCUCUGUGGAGAGAUACAUCAGAAAGCUGGAAUUUCACAUAAGCAAGGUAGAAGAACUCUAUGAAGCUUAUUGUAUCCAGUGCAGGCUGCGAGAUGGGGCCACUAACAUGAAACAUGCCUUUUCCCUGUCCCCUUCCACCAAAGCCUCCAGAGAGAGUCUAGUGGAGCUUUACAAGAACUUCCAAGAGUGCACAGAGGACAUGUGCUUCAUAGAGGGGGCCUUGGAGGUCCACUUGGGAGAGUUCCACGUGAAGAUGAAAGGGCUGGUGGGCUUUGCACGUCUCUGCCCGGGGGACCAGUAUGAGGUGUUUGUGCGACUGGGGCGCCAGAAAUGGAGGUUGAAAGGCAAGAUCGAGACCGAUGACAGCCAGACAUGGGAUGAGGAGGAGAAGAUUUUUAUACCCAAUCUCCACGAGAAGUUUGAAAUUAAGGUGACAGAGCUGCGAGGACUGGCCACUAUUCUGGUUGGUGUCGUGACAUGCGACAGCAUCAACUUCUUUACAACCAAGCCUCAGGCCAUCAUUGUGGACAUCACUGAACUGGGCACCAUCAAGCUGCAGCUGGAGGUCCUCUGGAACCCCUUUGACACAGAGAACCUGUUUUUGUCACCUGGAAGCACUGCCAAGUUUUCUGUGGGUAGCAGGAAGAGCUCGUUAUACAACUGGACCCCCCCAAACACCCCCAGCUUCAGAGAGAAAUACUACCUGUCUCUUUUGCAGCUGAGGCAGAACCAGGGGGAUGUAAGUGAUGAAGCCCAGCCCCCCAGCAUUCUGAGCUACUUGGCUGCCUGUGAUUUUGAUGACCAUGGGAGGAGCAAAGCUCACAAUCCUGCGGAGACCAGUGAGGGAGACUCGUUCAGCUCUGAGGACCAGAAAGGGGCAGAAUCCCGAAGUACAACUCCAGCUCUGGACCACAGGCCAUUGGUGAUUAUUCAAGAGACUGGUGCAGAAGAGCACCAGCACCCUCUCCCAGAUCACACAACUCUGGAUAUCCUGAAGAAGACUCCAUGUGGGGAUGGAUUUCCAAGUAACCCCUCCAGUCUCCCGAAUCGCCACAAGGGCAGGAGGGAUUCUGUGAGCCAGCCCAGGACUCGGCGCCUGGCAGAGCAGGAGGACAGCAGCCAGAAAAGCUGGAAUGCUGCAAGUGACCCGAGACUGGAUGGACAUACAAAGUCUGUUGACAAGACUCUCCAAGAAGUGUUGAAUUUGCUGAAAUCACACGAUGUGGGGCAAGCCCAGCUGGAGAAAUUGGAAUACCAGGUUUCGUCUCUGAGGGAUAAAUUAAAGCAAAAGACACUUCAUCACAAACACUCAUCUAUGGAGAGUUUAAUGGUGGAGACAGUCCUGGAAAGCUUUGACUUCCUAAACGCUGACUGCAGUGCUGAUGAGCUCUCGCUGUUUGGGAGCAUCAGGACAGCCAGUGUCAGCACAUACAAUGAGAACACACUGAAGUCCCUGAGCUGUGACACGAGACCAGAAACUCAAGAUGUCACUACUGGUGAUGACAACUUAGACACGCUGUUGAUAACUCACCUGAAGCUGUGCAAAGGUCUUCUGCAGAAACUGAGGUCACCAAACAUAGCCCAGGUUGUCCAGGAGAGCAUUUUGGAAGAAGUAUCUGAGCAGACCCAAGUGCUGGGGGAUGUCCUGGAUAUGUCUGUUGAAGAAAUUAUUCAGAAGACUAAGAAGAAGAAGCACUAUCUGAAGAUGUGGAGUGACCUUGCAGAGCCUGGCAGCAUCUUGUUGGCUUCAGCAGAAAGGUUCCGUCACGCCCUGAAAUACACGAUGAUGCUCAGAGUGAAGGAGAAGUACCCCAGGCAGCUGGAAGCAGUGCUGCAGAGGCUGCUGGAGCAGAUCCUCACCUGUGAUGGGUUGCUCCCCACUCCGAACCUCCAAACAGAACCAGUUACUUUAUUCCAGUUUUAUAGCUACCUGGACAAGCACCACAUUGCCAGCCUGGAGAAACACUUGGGAAAACUUGCCAAGGAAGUGAUGCUGAUCGAGGAGCUGCAGUGCCCCGGGAGGCUGAAGACGCUGAAGAAGCUGAAGGGGAAGCGGCUGAACAAGCUGCAGCCGCUCCCGCAGACGCUGCGGCUGCUCGGGGAGCUGCAGCUGGACGAGAACCACCGAGUGAGCAAAGCGGCCACGUCCUGCCUGUGCCGCGCCGCCGCCAGCAGGAGCCUCAGGGCCAAGGCUGUGUUGUUUUACACUGAUGCUUUAUCUGACUGUGAUGCAAGACUUCAGCAAGCUGCAUGUUUGGCUCUUAAGAACCUCAGGGCUGUGGAGAGCAUUGAGCAGGUUGCCCACCUGUGCCAGUCUGAGACAGAGGAAGUCAGGAAUGCAGCCAGGGAAACAACGCUGUCCUUUGGGGAAAAGGGCCGCCAAGCCUUCGAGAAAAUGGACAGGAUCUGCUGUGAACUGAGGGAAACUGCCCAGCACGAGGCCGAGAUUGAAAUCACAGUGUUUUAGGAGUGCAAGGGGAGGAGCUGCAUCCCCCUGUCCUCACAGCCACACGGGGACCUGAGGGAUGGCUUUGGUUGUCCCUGCUCUGUCCGUGCUGCAUCCUGCCCCAGGACAGGCUCAUUUCCAAAGGGCAGAGUUUGCAGUCUCCACAGUUCAGGCUGGAACACAUUUUCUCACCAUCUCUCAGCACAUGAUCAAAUACCAAGUGCCUGGAUGAAUGAAAGCUGGGAUCUCUUGGAAUGUGGCACCAGGUUGUCACUGGAGUUAAAAUCUCCAUCUUGCUGGAAUUAGCUGCCCCUGCUCAGACUGUAACUCCAGUAUGAUUUAUUUUCCCAUGAAGUGUUUUAUUAAUUUGGCAUUUCCUGAGGGAGAAAUGAUCACUCUCCAACAGUCCCUCUGGAAGGCAGCAGACAACAGCCUUUUACACCAACAGAUCCAGCAGCAUUGCUCAGUGGGUUCUUUUGCCUGGACAAUUUGGUUACAGAAGGAAAACUUGUUACUUCCAAAGUCUUCAGCCUGGUUGCAGCUUAGGCCACGUUCCAGCAGGGACUCAGAGUGUGUGGGAGCAGUGUGUGUGCUGAGCAGGAGGGUCUGUGUUGGGUUUGCCAGGUGCAGGUCUGACUGAGGGAGGGACAGGUUUGGGUUGGUUUUAAAUUUUGAGUUUAGUCAUAGAUCAAGACUUCUCAUAAUCAUCCCCCUGGUGUCAGGCCCUUCCUCAGCCCCUGGCUGGCAGGGCAGGGUGGCCGUGGAGAGAAGCCUGGCCUCAGGUACAAUACUUGAAAGGGUUGGGCUUGUGUGUACAUAUUUUUAUAUAUAUAUAUGUGUGUAUAAAACGUUUCUAUUCAGUAUUUAUUUGUUGGAUUUCAUACUGUUUUCUGAAGUUCUAAUAAACCACUGAGCCAA